UCACUGACUCAAGAGUGUCACGGUCACCAGUUGUUUACUUGUAUCUCAGUAGCUUGUACGGACAGCAUUGUGUGUAGAGAUCAGCUGGACAUAGCGGCUCCCAAAAUUACAUAUUUAAUAUAUUGAUGUCUGAUAGAUUUUUAUUUGAUUAUCAGAUUAAGUUUGUAGGUCAUUUAUUUAUUAUUUUCGGGCCUUGAAUGGCUUUCAGUGGGUUAGCUAGCAGCUAGCGCUAACCAUAGAGCCGAUUAAACCGUCAAACAGCACAUCAGCACAGAAACAUGUCGUGUACAUGUGCUUCAGCGGCGAGAAAACUUAUAAAUUCAGCUCAUAAAGGAAUAUCAGGCUCCAGAGUCCAGUUACUGUCACUAAGCCACCGGGGAACUCAUGAGGUUCGUCUGGCACUCCGGGUCCCUGUGAGAUCAUUUUCAGAGACGUCUGUGUAUUACGCUUCAAAAGAUGGAAUAAAGGAUGGAGAUGGUGGGAAGAAAUCUGUUGGUGAAGGAAGUGGAAAAAGAGCCAGCUCCAGUAACUCAGGCAAAGGAGGAAGUCAACUGCGAUGCCCUAAAUGUGGAGAUCCUUGCACACAUGUAGAAACAUUUGUUUCAUCAACUCGCUUUGUGAAAUGUGAAAAAUGCCACCACUUUUUUGUGGUGCUUUCGGAAACUGACACUAAGAAGAGUUUGAGUAAAGACCCAGAGUUAGCGGCAGAAGCUGUCAAGUUGGCUUUCCAGCAGAAACCCCCACCACCACCUAAGAAGAUCUACGCUUAUCUCGAUAAGUAUGUUGUGGGUCAGGAUCAUGCUAAAAAGGUGCUUUCGGUAGCGGUGUACAACCAUUAUAAACGUAUCUACAACAACAUGCCGGCAGGCUCCAGGCAACAGCAGGUGGAGGUGGAGAAACAGGCCUCUCUUACUCCUCGAGAGCUAGAGCUAAGACGACGGGAGGAUGAAUACAGGUUUACAAAGCUGCUGCAGAUUGCUGGGAUCAGUCCACAUGGAAACGCUCUGGGUGCCUCCAUGCAGCAGCAGUUGAACCAGCAGGCUCCUCCAGAGAAGAGAGGAGGGGAAGUCCUGGACUCCACACAUACCGAUAUCAAACUAGAAAAGAGCAACAUUGUGCUGCUGGGCCCCACUGGUUCUGGAAAGACACUUCUGGCUCAAACGCUGGCCAAAUGCCUGGAUGUUCCCUUUGCUAUCUGUGACUGCACUACCCUUACCCAAGCUGGCUAUGUGGGAGAGGACAUAGAGUCUGUCAUCGCAAAGUUACUACAGGACGCUAACUAUGUGAUUGAGAAAGCCCAGCAAGGCAUCGUGUUCUUGGAUGAAGUGGACAAGAUUGGCAGUGUUCCUGGGAUCCAUCAGUUAAGGGAUGUGGGAGGAGAAGGAGUGCAACAGGGUUUGCUUAAACUCCUGGAGGGCACUAUUGUUAAUGUUCCUGAAAAGAACACAAGGAAGCUGAGAGGUGAAACUGUGCAAGUCGACACCACCAAUAUACUGUUUGUAGCAUCAGGAGCGUUUAAUGGACUAGACCGUAUCAUCAGCAGGAGAAAGAAUGAGAAGUUCCUUGGGUUUGGAACACCAUCUAACAUGGGGAAAGGUCGAAGGGCGGCAGCAGCGGCCGAUCUGGCCAACAUGACGGGCGGAGAGGUGGAAGCGGUGGCCGAGAUUGAGGAGAAGGACCGGCUCCUAAAACACGUAGAGGCCAGAGACCUCAUUGAGUUCGGCAUGAUUCCAGAAUUUGUGGGGCGACUUCCUGUCGUGGUUCCACUGCACAGCCUGGACGAGGAGACACUGGUGCGAAUCCUCACGGAGCCACGAAAUGCUGUCGUGCCUCAGUACCAGACUCUCUUCAGCAUGGACAAGUGUGAUCUCAACAUGACGCCUGAUGCCCUGAGAGCCAUCGCCAGGUUGGCUUUGGAACGUAAAACUGGUGCCCGUGGGCUUAGAUCCAUAAUGGAAAAACUGCUGCUAGAUCCAAUGUUUGAGGUGCCCCAUUCAGAUAUUGUGGCCGUGGAGGUGAACCAGGAAGUGGUUAAGGGACAAGCAACACCUCGAUACAUAAGAUGAACGUGGUACCUUCAGGCAUUUGGAAAUUGCUCCCAAGGAUAAACCAGACUUGUGGGGGUCCACAAUUUUUUAUUCUGAGGUCUUGGCUGAUUUCUUUUGAUUUUCCCAUGAUGUCAAGCAAAGAGGCACUGAGUUUGAAGGUAGGCCUUAAAAUAUAUCUACAGGUACACCUCCAAUUCAGUACACCUCCUAACAGAAGCUAAUUGUCUAAAGGCUUGACAUAAUUUUCUGGAAUUUUCCAAGCUGCUUAAAGGCACAGUUAACUUAGUGUAUGUAAACUUCUGACCCACUGGAUCUCAGAAUAGCAUUCUGAGAUGCUAUUCUUCUCACCACAAUUGUACAGAGCAGUUAUCUGUGUUACCAUAGACUUUGUCAGUUCGAGCCAGUCUGGCAAUUCUCUGUUGACCUCUCUCAUCAACAAGGCAUUUCUGUCCACAGAACUGCCGCGCACUGGAUGUUUUUUGUUUUUGGCACCAUUCGGAGUAAAUUCUAGAUAGAGACUAUUGUGUGUGAAAAUCCCAGGAGAUCGGCAGUUACAGAAAUACUAAAAAAGGAAUAAAAUUAAUUACUUCUUAUUGAUCUAUUCUUAUACAUUAAAGCGUCCUGUCUGUAUUUAUAUGACAUUAAUAUAUAAUACGACUAAUGAUCGUGAUCCUAACGGACAGAACAUUUCCACUCGUACUGGUUAGUCAGUUCAACCCACCAUGAUUUUUGCCACAUUCUUUACAUUAUCACUCCUUCAAAAUAAUAUCAGUUUGUUUGUAUGGAUCUAUUCUUAUGCAUUAAAGGCAUUUUUCUGUAUUUGUUUGCAAUGAAAGCUGUCUAAUGACUGUGAUCUAGACUGGUAGAAAAUUGCUCUUACUGAUUAGUUAACCAGCCGCUCUUGCGUUUAAUAACCACGAUUUUUGCAAUAUUGCUUCCAUUUUCACUCUCCAAGAAUAAAAUUCAUUCAUUAAUGACCGUGAUCCUAACUUGCCAAAAAUUUCAGUUCUGAGGGCCUAAUUUCCCGAAAAUGAUGGUUCUUAGUUCAUAAGAGUGUUCUCUAUGGUUCUCUAGAAUUUAAUUUCUAAUAAAUCAAGUGGCCACUUUGUACCAAUGUGGUCAUGCACACAAGUCCAUUUGUUUAAUUGAUUUAGGCCUAAUUAUUUUAUCUUUCAUUAAUUGUUUUAUUUUUUUAUUUCAUUUAUCUUUUUGUGUCUUAUUUUAAAUUGUAUAAUUAUAUAUUGUUAUACAUUUAGUUUAUAAAAAUUGUCCCACAGGCGUA
This is a messenger RNA of Myxocyprinus asiaticus (Chinese sucker), 3330 nucleotides long. Its product is annotated as ATP-dependent Clp protease ATP-binding subunit clpX-like, mitochondrial. The transcript is spliced from 14 exons. The coding region runs from base 279 to 2066 and encodes 595 amino acids. Gene Ontology annotation, molecular function: zinc ion binding; protein dimerization activity; ATP binding. Lineage: Eukaryota; Metazoa; Chordata; Actinopteri; Cypriniformes; Catostomidae. The record is from RefSeq and is a predicted model, not a curated record. Gene Ontology annotation, cellular component: mitochondrial matrix. Gene Ontology annotation, biological process: protein catabolic process; proteolysis; protein folding.